This is a messenger RNA of Cygnus olor (mute swan), 1895 nucleotides long. RefSeq names its product ankyrin repeat domain 16 (gene ANKRD16). Gene Ontology annotation, molecular function: protein binding. Bases 79 to 1656 code for a protein of 525 amino acids. The transcript is spliced from 9 exons. The record is from RefSeq and is a predicted model, not a curated record. Lineage: Eukaryota; Metazoa; Chordata; Aves; Anseriformes; Anatidae.
GGGGGGGGUCCCCAAAAAGCCCCCAAAUUUGGGGUUUUGGGGUUUUUUAUCUGAGAAAAAAGGAAGUUUCUAGCAUUUAUGACGUCAGGGGAACCCCCCCAUCCCCCUCACCCUGAGGAAAAAUUAAACGUUCCUGGUGUUUUUCUGAGGAAAAAGGGAAAUUUGGUGGCUUUUCUUUUUUUGAGGGAAAAGGAAAUUUCAAGGUGUGUUUUUCUGAGGUCCCCAGCCAUGGCAGAAGAGCCUCGUCUCUUCAAGCUGGCCCGUCGGGGGCAGCUGGAGGAGCUGAAGGACGCUCUGCGGCGCGGGGACGCCGGCGGGCAGCGCUGCGGGCGCUCGGGGGACACGCUGCUGCACCUCGCCGCCCGGCACGGCCACCGCCGCCUCCUCGCCUGGCUGCUGGAGGAGCUGGCGCUGGACGUGGAGGUGGCCAACGGCGACUACAAGAGGCCCCUCCACGAAGCCGCCUCCAUGGGCCACGGGGAGUGCGUCUCCUACCUCCUGGCCAGGGGAGCCAGCGUGGAUCCCUUGAAAAGGGCGGACUGGACUCCCCUAAUGAUGGCUUGCACCAGGCAGAACCUGGAGGUGAUCAAAGACCUCGUGGAGCACGGAGCCAACCCGCUGCUGAAGAACAAGGACGGCUGGAAUUGCUUUCACCUCGCCAGCCGGGAGGGCCACGGGCAGGUCCUGCGGUACCUGCUGGCAGCGUCCCCGAGCAGCUGGGACACGGAGAGCACGACCAGGAGAACGCCUCUGCACACGGCGGGUGCCGGUACAAACCGGACAGCAGGGACAACUGUGGAGUCACUCCCUUCAUGGACGCUCUCCAGAACGGGCACGUCGACAUUGCCCGGCUGCUCCUGGAAAAACACCGGGCUUGCCCCACAGCCGUGGAUGCGCUGGGCGCUCAGGCGCUGCACCGGGCGGCCGUCACGGCACAGGACGGAGCCAUUCGGUUCCUGGUGGCCGAGCUGGGUGUCGGGGUCGACGAGAGAGCGACGGCCCUGCGGCUCACAGCGCUGCACUACGCAGCCAAGGAAGGACACACGCGCACCAUCCAGACGCUGCUGUCCCUCGGUGCCGACAUCCACGCGAAGGACGGGAAAGGCCGCUCUGCCCUGCACGCGGCGUGCGCUGGGCAGCACGCGGCUGCCGCCCGGAUCCUGCUCGGCGCCGGGCUGCGGGACGCCCCGGAUAGCGCAGGCGCCCUGGCACGGCAGCUCGCGAGGAAGCCGGAGGUCGUCCAGGUUUUCCGAGAACGGGAUGUCAGCGCGUGAGGCCGCCCGGGAGAGAAAGCCGCUUCGUUUCGGCGCGGGCUGGACCGCGCCUCUCCUCGUGGCUCCUCGGAGUAAAACCGUGGAAGGGAGGUGCCCCACGGAUGAUCUCUGGGGGCCUUGCAGGGCUCGAACUGUGCGACCCUGCGCAGCUCGUGGUGGGAUGCGUCAGCGCAGAGGACGUCCUGAAGGAGAAGACGACACCUGGGUCGUUUGUACAGCCCUAAGGGACCCGUUUCUCCGCGAACCCUGUUACGCUGCUGUAAGUGAUCCGAGAGAAAACGAGGGAUUUGUGAUCGCAGACCUCCUCCUCGCGUGGCGCUUCUCGCCGCCGCCGAAGCGACCUUUCUCUUCGAAGCGCGGAGGGAAAGGGCUUCAGAUUUAACGUAGCCGCUGAGUCUCGGUCUGGAACGCGCACACAAAGCGAGGAGCUGCUGUAGCUGUUCGGCUCGCUUGUGUCUCUCGGGAAUUAUAAGCCGGGUUUCGCGCUGAAACGUAACUCCCCCCCGCGUCCGUGCGUGACGGCAAGGUGCAACGAACGCUCGGAUCCGCAGCUCUGCGGCCCGCAGGGGGUAAAACGGCUCUUAAAAAAAACAAACAAACCAACAAACAAAAAAAAAUAAA